AUGUGUGACGUCGUUUUAGGCUCCCAAUGGGGAGAUGAAGGCAAAGGAAAAUUAGUCGACUUGUUGUGCGACGACAUCGACGUUUGCGCCAGAUGUCAAGGUGGUAACAACGCUGGCCACACCAUCGUGGUUGGCUCCACCAAGUACGACUUCCAUAUGUUGCCCUCUGGGUUGGUCAACCCCAAGUGUUUGAACGUGGUGGGUAGUGGAGUUGUGAUCCACGUGCCCUCUUUGUUCGAGGAGUUGGAGAACUUGGAGAAGAAAGGCUUGUACUGUCGUGACCGGUUGUUCAUUUCGUCCAGAGCCCACUUGGUGUUUGACUUCCACCAGAGAACAGACAAGUUGAAGGAGGCCGAGUUGUCGUCCAACAAGAAGGCCAUUGGAACCACCGGUAAGGGUAUCGGACCCACCUACUCCACCAAGGCGUCCAGAUCCGGGUUGAGAGUGCACAACUUGGUCUCGGAAGACCCAGAGGCCUGGGAAGACUUCAAGACCAGAUACCACCGUUUGGUGAACUCCAGAAAGCAGAGAUACGGUGAAUUCGACUACGACACCGAGGAGGAGUUGGCCAGAUACGAGAAGUACCGUGAAGUGUUGCGUCCGUUCGUGGUCGACUCGGUGGCGUUCUUGCACAAGGCCAUCGCUGAAAACAAGAAGAUCUUGGUCGAAGGUGCCAACGCGUUGAUGUUGGACAUCGACUUCGGUACCUACCCCUACGUGACCUCGUCUUCCACCGGUAUCGGUGGUGUUUUGACUGGUUUGGGACUUCCUCCAAGAGCCAUCAAGAACGUCUACGGUGUCGUCAAGGCCUACACCACCAGAGUGGGUGGAGGACCUUUCCCUAGUGAGCAGUUGAACGAAAUCGGAGAGACCUUGCAGGACGUGGGUGCCGAGUACGGAGUCACUACCGGAAGAAAGAGAAGAUGUGGUUGGUUGGACUUGGUGGUGUUGAAGUACUCCACUGCCAUCAACGGCUACACCUCGUUGAACAUCACCAAGUUGGACGUUUUGGACAAGUUCAAGGAAAUCAAGGUCGCUGUGGCCUACACCUUGAACGGCAAGAAGUUGGACUCGUUCCCUGAAGACUUGAUUGAGUUGGCCAAGGUCGAGGUUGAAUACGAAACCUUGCCAGGCUGGGAACAAGACAUCACCCAAAUCAAGAAGUACGACGAUUUGCCUGUCAACGCCAAGAAGUACUUGGAGUACAUCGAGAACUUUUUGGGAGUUCCAAUCCAAUGGGUUGGUACUGGUCCAGCCAGAGACUCCAUGUUGGUGAAGGCUGUUAACUAG
Messenger RNA from Suhomyces tanzawaensis NRRL Y-17324, 1290 nucleotides. It is a transcript of the gene ADE12, whose product is annotated as adenylosuccinate synthase. The record is from RefSeq and is a predicted model, not a curated record. The transcript has a single exon. Bases 1 to 1290 code for a protein of 429 amino acids. Gene Ontology annotation, cellular component: cytoplasm. Gene Ontology annotation, molecular function: GTP binding; adenylosuccinate synthase activity. Gene Ontology annotation, biological process: IMP metabolic process; 'de novo' AMP biosynthetic process. NCBI's taxonomy places the organism in Eukaryota, Fungi, Ascomycota, Pichiomycetes, Serinales, Debaryomycetaceae.